CGUCGCUUGCAUUUUUUUGCAGCUGCGACUGGUCGGUUCGCUCAGAGGAACGAAUUUUUGCAAUAUCUCUAUCUCUCUCACUUCUCAUAGCACAUUCCCUACUAUCAUUAUUCGAGAAGAUGUCUACUGUGGCCGACAACGCUUUCGUCGCUGACGACCCGUUAUCUAAUGGCCACCAGCUGCACGACGGUGCAAAUUCUUUCGAGCCUAGCCAAUUAGUGACUGACGGGGAGGUCGUCGAGGCUGCCUUCUAUUGUGUGCAAGAGCCUACACUAGGUGCCGAAGAUGGUUCCGGAGCCGGAGACAAGACCGACGAUAGCUUGGUGACGGCCUCCUCUGACGACACUCUCGCGGCGGAAACGUCUGUCGAGGUUCUCAAUGUUGGCAAGUUAGUUGAUGAUAUGGGGCCAGAGGCACCUGCCCUGCAUGCCAGUGACUUUGAUAAGGAGAACACCAUCCUUAUCCAUGACUCCCAGCCUCUCGCCAACGGCCACCACAAGUCUCUUUUUGUAGAAGAGUCCGAGCAGCUUGCAACUCUCACAAUCGUCCCACGCGACAAGCCUGCAAGUCUUGCAGAGCUCGUCCAAGAGGACGCGAUUGAGAUUUCUGGUACAGUUAUUUCAGAGAUACCCAAGGACGAAUUACCAAUCACUGACGGCGCAGGCACGGAAAUACCCUUUGUCAACGUUGCCACAAUCGUUGUGGAAGCUUCUAAGGCCUCUUUAGAUUAUGGAGAGCCUCCUAUCGCUGCUAGUACUGGACCUGACACGUCCCUAUCAGACUUUGUUACAACUUCCAUAAACGGCGUCGGGAGCACUACUAAUGCAGAGCCUUUCUGUCAGGACGAGACGCCCAUUUCCCAUCCAAGCACCGAAAUAAGCCCAACUGCUGAUAUGUUAGAAGAGGUUGUUGUCUUCCCUGCUGUUGAAGCAGAGGAAAUAUCUACCAUGGCCGCAGAACCUGAAUCAGUUAUCGUAGAAGAUGCAUGUGACCUGAUUGAUGCGGAAGCAAGCAUAACGCAAGUGGAGGCUCCGUCCGUCGGAGAAGAACCUGCGGUCACCGAGACCGUGGUUAUAGCGUCUAUCGAUUCUGUAGCGGAGGCCGCUCCUGAAGCCGAGUCAGGGAUCACACCAACGACGCUCCAAGCUGCACCAAUUCAACCAAUAUUGCGUGAGGUCGUCAUGGAGGAGAGUCCGGCCUGUGAGCCUGGCUCGGAGCCCGCGGUAAUUUUGGAGCCCACCCCGAAAGCUACCGAAUCGGAACCGGUUGAAGAUACUGCUGCAACUGCGGAGCCCGUAACAGAAGUUGGCGAAUCGGAUCUCACUGAAGAAACUGUGCCGGUGUCGGAAGCAGUAGCCACUAUUGUGCCAGCCGAGAUAUCAGGUGCGGGUACAGAGGCGGAGGAAUUUGCUGCAGAGGUUGAUGUAUGUAUCACAGCGGAAAAGGAGGGUGAUAGUGAGUCGCCACAGGGUGCUGUUGAUGCUGAGGACGAGCCAGCUGCUCCCACCGAACCGGAAGUGGAAGUGUUUGUUCCCGAGGUCAUUUCGGCUCCAGCUGAGGCUGCGACAGGGCCAAAUGUCCCGUCAGCUGAAUCAGAGGAAGCUGCCAUCGCCCCAACUACGGCGUCCGAGGUUCCUGUCGAAGCUGCCGAAGCAGAGUCUGUUGAUACACACAACUCCAUCACUGUCGACUCAGAACCAGUCACAAUCCCUGGCCCCGAACCCAUUGCUACCGCUGAGACGGAUCCUGUAGCAGCAGCAGCAGGACGUGAACCUACCGCUGUCGAGUCGGAAGCGCCUGCAGCAAUUGGUGCAGAGCUCACAGAACCUGCAGUCGAGUCUAUUGUAGUGGAGACUGUUCAGAUCGACGUCGAGCCACCCAGUUCCAACGUGUCAUUCAUCGAGGAUCCUGAGGUGGACUUCACGUAUACUGACGACACGCAGACGAUACUAGCUGAGGAGACUCCCGUGUUUGAGGAGCCAGUUUCGAACGUCACUGAUGUUGAGUCCGAGGUGCAGGUAGAAGAUUCCUCUGUUGAGGAGAUUGUGGAGGUCAUUCCAAUCGAUGUUGUUACUCCUAUAGGAGAGCCUGCAUCAGUCGAGGAAAUUCCAGCGGAGGAAGUUGUAGCGAUUGAAGAGGUUGUAGGAGCCGAGGAAUUCCCGGUCGAAGAGCCCGCAGCGGUUGAAGAGACUGUACUGGUUGAGGACACCACCGCGGUUGAAGAAACUCUACCUGCUGAAGAGGUCGUCCCCGUCGAUGUCGCUAUAGGAGAGCCCGCAGUGGCUGAAGAGACUCUACUGGUUGAGGACAUCACCGUGGUUGAAGAAACUGUACCUGCUGAAGAGGUCGUCCCAGUCAACGUUGCUACUGAAGAGCCCGCAGCAGUUGAAGAGAAUCUACUGGUGGAGGAGCCCACUGCAGUUCAAGAAGCUAUACCUGGUGAGGAGGUCGUCCCAGUCGACGUUGCUACUGGAGAGCUUGCAGUAGUUGAAGAAACUCUACUGGUGGAGGAAACCACCGCAGUUCAAGAAGCUAUACCCGUUCAAGAAACUAUACCUGCUGAGGGGGUCGUCUCAGUCGACGUUGCUACAGGAGAUCAUGCAGCGGUUGAAGAGACUGCAGUGAUUGAGGAAACCACCGCAGUUGAAGAAGCUAUACCUGCUGAAGAGGUCGCCCCAGUCGAUGUUGCUACUGGAGAGCCCGCACCAGUCGGGGAGGUUCCCCCGGUCGAAGUUGUAGCAGUCGAAGAAUAUGCACCAAUCGAAGAGAUCACUCUAGUUGAGGAUAUCACCCCUGUUGAAUCAGCUGCUCCAAUCGAAUCAUCCUCGCCAGUCGAAGAGCCUGUUGUUGACGAAGCUGAGCCUACCGUCGAAGAGCUCGCCGCUCCUAUUGACGAUGAUCCAUUGUUGGAAGAGACCAUGCCUUCUGUCUAUGCAGCCGACGUCGAAGCGCCUCUUCCCACCGUUGAGGUUUCCUUACUUGGAGAACCUGCCGCAUCCUUUGAGGAGCCUCUUGUUGCACCCGAAGAAGCAUUCGCUAAAACACCCGCUCCAGCAGUUGAAGAGACUUCGCCCGCAGGAGAUGCUUCAACUGUUGAAGAAACAUCUGCUCCCCUUGUCGAGGUGCCAGUCGAAGAAGAUAACCCUGCUAUCGAGGAGCAUUCUGCGCUCGCAGCAGUGGAUGUGCCUGAAUUAGGAAUAGUAGAAGAGCAUACGUCUGUCGCGGUCGAGGACAUUUCGGGGCGCAAACACGAGCCUGUAGCAAUCGAGGAAACUCCCGCAGAUGCAGUGGAACCUGUCUCUGUUGAUGAUAGAAUUCCUCCCACUAUAAACGAGACACCCCUCCCUGCAGAAGUGCCCUCGGAUACUGACGGGCCUGCUCUUGAGGUAACUUCAGCCACGGAAGAAAAUUUCGUCCCGGAAGAAGAGUCCGUUACUACCAUUGUGUCAGACGAAACGAUCUCUGAAGUGGCAGUUGUCGCAUCGGUCGAAGAGGAUGUCCUUGCGGUCCAGGAACCUCUCGAGUCCCUGGACGUAGAAGUGCCCGAACCAGGCAUGCAUGAGGAAGCCGCAGCGCCAACGAGAGACCAUGAGUCAGUUGCAGUCGAGGAUACGCCGGUGUCCGAUGAUCAGCCUGUCACCGUCGAGGACACCCCCGCAAGCGAAGGGAGAUCUGUCUCUGUCAACGAUCAAUUCCCUCCCACGAACGAGAUUCUACCCAUUGCAGAAGUGUCCUCGGCUGCUGACGAGCCAACACUUGAUGACAGUCCAUCCACCGAAGAACCUUUCACGCCUGAAGACCAGCUUACCACCGCCUCUACUGUGGAGGUACAGCCAACAGCAGGAGAAGUCGCUGUUGCGCCCGAAGAAAUUACCUCGAAAGCGGAGGAGUCCAUUCCGGCUUUUGAAGUGGCCCCCACCACUCCCGCGGACCCAGUGCUUGACGAUUCCUCAUCUCCUGAGGAAAUUACAAUUGUCGCCGAGGAGUCGACUGUCGGGUCUGACGCUUCCGUAACUGAACUACCCGUGGCUGUUGAUGAACCCGCUCCCGCUGUAAGUGAAGUAUUGGUCGUCGUCGAAGUUGUUCUCGAAGAGGUCCACGCUACCCCGGAACGCACCGAAGACGCCUCAUGUAGUGAAGAGACUAAGGACGAACUUGAGAAUUCGCCACAUGCAGAGGCACCUGUAUGUUUGCCUGGGCAACCCUUCGUAGAGGAGUCUCUCCCUACAGCUCCCAUCGUUGACGAGUUUGCGCUCGAACCCGCAGAGGAGCCUGAGAUCUUAGAGGAGCUGCAUGUGGUUACCUCCCAAGUUCUUGUCAAUGGAGGGCAUUUUGAAGUCGAUAAGGACUCGGAGCCUCCGAUUGCACAUGUAGAGACUUCUAGCGAGAUUGAAGAGACCGAAGCAGUCGAGCAACCCGAAACUACCGCAGUCAAAGAGGUCACUGAACAGCAAGAGAUUGUAACAUCCUCAGCUCUUAGCGUUGCUAGCGAUAUUGAACGUCCCAAGUCACCAUGGAGCCCUUCUUACAGCGUCAUGACUCAAGGACCAGGCGUUGCCGUCGAGGAGCGUGUGGACGCCUAUGAAGACGAUGAUGACGUUGCCCCUGCCCAGUCACAAACACCCGAGAUCAUUAUUGAUGAAGUAGCCGCAGUUGUUCCAGAGAUUGCAGCUGAUAUGGAAGCGUCUGGACAAUCCCAAAUUGAGGUUUUACAUUUGGCAGAGGAACAGGUAUAAUUUGACCCCUAUUGCCUGUCUGCCUUUGACUUAACUCGAGGAUAGGUUGCGCUCGGUGAACCGGAAGAGCCUCACCCCAAAUCACCUUGGACGCCUUCUUACUCAGUGACUGUGCAAGGCAACAUGGCUCACACUAAUGAGGGACUUGAUGACU
Suillus discolor is the source of this 4890-nucleotide messenger RNA. RefSeq lists its product as uncharacterized. NCBI's taxonomy places the organism in Eukaryota, Fungi, Basidiomycota, Agaricomycetes, Boletales, Suillaceae. Bases 120 to 4736 code for a protein of 1538 amino acids. The record is from RefSeq and is a predicted model, not a curated record. The transcript has 7 exons.